Ascochyta rabiei is the source of this 297-nucleotide messenger RNA. RefSeq lists its product as uncharacterized. Lineage: Eukaryota; Fungi; Ascomycota; Dothideomycetes; Pleosporales; Didymellaceae. The coding region runs from base 1 to 297 and encodes 98 amino acids. The transcript is spliced from 3 exons. The record is from RefSeq and is a predicted model, not a curated record.
AUGUCGAGCCAGCAAGGAUCUCACACUGCAGAUGCUGACAUCCCGAACAAGGCCCAGCAAGAGGCGCCUCAGGGGCUCAAAGAGAACAUGAAAGACGCACGAGCCCCCGGUGACCUUGCUGGCGUUGAGGGGAAAAGCACAGACAAUACUGCGGCAGACGCCAAUCCUGAGACUGCCCGGAGCCAUGCUAAGAACGGAGGCCAGGCUUCCAUCGUCCCCCAAAAGAUCCAAGAGAAGCUGCCUGAGAGCAUCGAGCGCGCUGUGCCAAAUACGAUUCACGACACCGGUAGCAAGUAG